Messenger RNA from Phascolarctos cinereus (koala), 1894 nucleotides. It is a transcript of the gene BST1, whose product is annotated as bone marrow stromal cell antigen 1. Gene Ontology annotation, molecular function: phosphorus-oxygen lyase activity; NAD+ nucleosidase activity, cyclic ADP-ribose generating. Lineage: Eukaryota; Metazoa; Chordata; Mammalia; Diprotodontia; Phascolarctidae. Gene Ontology annotation, cellular component: plasma membrane. Gene Ontology annotation, biological process: positive regulation of B cell proliferation. The record is from RefSeq and is a predicted model, not a curated record.
UUUCUGGUGGGGACUGGAACACGCAUUGUAAUUGGUGUAUGACCCAUUGAGCAUGAACAGAUCUGCCCUGUCUGCUUCUGGUACACCACAUAUAUUGUUACAACACUGAAAUGCAGAUCCGAUUUGAUCAAAUGAGGAUGAAGUGAGAUAAUAUUUGUAAAGCCCUUAGUAUAGGGCUGAGGGCAGAGUAGUUGGAUAAUAAGUACUGUUCUGUCCCCAACCCCACCCCUCUUCCUCUGAAAAAGAGAUAAGUGCUUUGGAAUGAUGAAACAGUCCUUCUGUUGCUACUGAGUUGCAAAAGUAGCUGACUACUGCCUUCAAAAAAGAGCAACCCUGACCAUGGUCUCCUUUCUCUUUCUGCAUGCAAAUCAUCGAUGCUGAGAUGGAACCAGCCUUGGAAGAAGUCUUGUAAAUUUGAUAAGUCUCAAAAUCUUGUGUCCCCUGAUUGGUGUUCACUGAGAAUUUCUACAUUGGAUAAGAUGACUAUCUACAAAGUAAAGAACCCUGGCUGGGUUUGUCAGAAGAUAUGGACCUGGUGGGAAUUAUUUAGAUGGUAUGAAGAAAUACAAAAUACCUGCAAACUGCAUCAUAUUUUGAAGUUUUAAGCAUCAACCUUUCAGAAGAAUAGAAGUGACUUUCGCAUCAGGGAACUCUUCCAUGGAGUCCUCCAACCUAGUACUGCAGGGACUGAUGCUCUUCCUGUUACUGUUUCUGAUGGGACAAGCUAAUGUGUAUACCAGGGCAGGAAAAAAACGAUGGAGUGGGGAAGGCACUAGCCCCCACCUGGAAAGUAUCUUCCUGGGCAGAUGCAAUGAGUAUAUCUCCGUGGUGAACCCAGAACUCAGUGAGAAAAACUGUUCAGCAAUAUGGGAAGCCUUUGAAUCUGUGCUCCACAAGGAUCCCUGCUCUGUACUGCCUUCAGACUAUGACCUUUUUAUUAACCUGUCGAGACACUCCAUUCCCAGAGAUAAGUCGUUGUUCUGGGAAAAUAACUACUACCUUGUUAUUGCUUAUGCUGAUAACGCCCGCCGGCUGAUGCCUAUAACUGAUGUGCUAUAUGGCAGGGUAGGAGAUGUCAUCAAUUGGUGUCGACAAGAAAAUGGCUCAGAUUUUGAUUAUCACUCCUGCCCCACAGUAGAAGACUGUGAGAACAAUGCUGUGGACUCCUUCUGGAAGAGAGCAUCCUCACAGUAUGCACAUGAUAGCUCAGGGGUGAUACAUGUUAUGUUGAAUGGUUCAGAGCCAUCUGGAGCCUAUCCAGUAGAGGGGUUUUUUGCAGGUUAUGAGAUCCCCAACUUCCAGAAAGAUAAAGUCACACAAUUUGAGAUCUGGGUUAUGCAUGAAAUUGGAGGACCAUAUUUAGAAUCUUGUGGGGAAGGCAGUGUGAAAAUACUGGAAAGGAGACUGAAAAAUAUGGAGUUUAAAUAUGAAUGCAUUAAUGAUUACAGACCUGUGAAGCUCCUGAAGUGCCUGGACUAUCCUGCCCAUGCUGACUGCAUCUUUAAUUCAGCGGCAGAGUCAACGCAACAAAGAUUCCCAUCUCUUUUUGGAGGAAAAUGGGACCCCAGCCUUAUGUUUUUUCUUUUCCUGACACUGGCUUCAGAAAUUCAACUUUAACUUCUUAAUGAAAUGAGAGAUUUUCUGAGAGUGAUCCACCCCUAAAAGAGACUUUAGGACUGGACUGGGCCCCUGCACAAAACCAUUGAUUUCCUUUUCAUAGCAGAUAAUAACUUAUUGGGAGUGACAAUAGCCUAUAGCUUUGUAUUACCCUUCCCCAUCCAAAUAAUUACUCUCUAAAUCAUGGAGGUUUUAGAUGCCUCAAUUAAUAUACAGACAUUUCCAGAUUUAUUUUUUACUUUUUACUUUUUCAAAUAAAAUUUGUUAUUUUUCUAGC